CUUCAUAUAUAAAAGAAAAGAAUACUCAAUUUUUCCUUUUUUUUUUUUCUUUACUCUUACUUAUUUUUUUCUGGUUCAUUGAAUGUGUACAAACCAAUGGAGCUUACCAUUAUACCAGCAAACAAUUUUACAAACCAUACAAAGGAUCAACAACAACGAACAUUACAAAAGUCAAAUGCAAACAGCACUACUAGUAGUACUUCACUAAUGCAACCUUUAAAAGAACCUAUCUUUAUAUUUGGAAAGAAAAACAAAAGGAAUGCCACAAAUAUCGCCGCCAAUGACUCCUCAUCAUCAUCUUCCUCCUCUUUUUCUUCUAUCUCCUCUUCUACUGCAGACGUUAAACCUUAUUCUUGCCCAAAAUGUGAACAAACUUUCAGUCGACCUCAUAACCUCAAAUCACAUCUUGCUACACAUUCAUCCGCUCGACCUUUUCAAUGUGAUCAUUGUCAACUUCAUUUUAGACGUCAACACGAUUUGAAACGACAUCAAAAACUCCAUACUGGUGAAAGACCUCAUGUUUGCAAGAUAUGUUCUCGAUCAUUUGCAAGAUCAGAUGCACUAAACAGACAUCAACGUGUGGAUGGUGAUAUUCCUUGUAGCAUGGCUUAUCGACAUUGUAUCAUGACAACUUCAACGUCUUCAUCUUCUUUACAAAAUCAUAGUAAAUCUCCCACUCUAUCACCUACCCACUCUCCAACAGCAAGACCGACCGUUCCUGAACUUCAUAUUGCUCAUCCUGCUUCUGAACCAAUACCUACCAAUGUCAAUUCAUCACUACAUUGUGAUAAUCAAGAACUUUUAUUAUCCACCACAUCAACACCAUCAUCAGUAUCGUCAUCAUCAUCAUCAUCAUCAGUAUCUUCCAUAUCAACAUCAUUAGCAUCACCUCCUUCUUAUUUACCUCUAUUACCAUCACCAAGUGCCCUAUCAUCCUUACCAGUCUCCAAUACCACCAACCUAUCACCUAUGUAUGCACUCCAGCAAACAUCAUCCAAUACCAAUAACAGUAUCACUGUAGCAACGUCCACUAAGUUAUCGUCACCGUCACCAUCUUCAUCAUCGUUAAUAUCUUCUCCAACUCAUCCAAGAACAUUACCUAUUCCUUCACCUACUCCAACUUCGCCAACCUUACCAACCAUCAACAAUAACAAUAAUACAAUGAUGACUCAACAGCAUUGGGAACAGGAAAUCAGUCAGUUAAAACAACAACAUGCAAAAGAAAUGGAUCGAUUGAUAUGUGAAAUUCAUGAUCUUCAAGUAGAAAACAACCUUCUACGAUCUUUGGUAUUAGGUAAACAACAGCAAUCCGAUUUGUCUCUUGAUUCCAUCAAUAGUAACAGUAGUCAAAAACGAUCCAGACAUACUAAUGUCGUAGAUUCUCCCUCUUCGUUGGAUUCUUUGUCAUUCAACAAGAAAAAAUCAAAACCUUCCUAGUUUAGUAGAUACUGUUUUCGAAAUAAAAAAUAAAAAUACCAUGUUUAAACCACCGCUUU
Halteromyces radiatus is the source of this 1496-nucleotide messenger RNA. RefSeq lists its product as uncharacterized. The coding region runs from base 97 to 1437 and encodes 446 amino acids. The record is from RefSeq and is a predicted model, not a curated record. Lineage: Eukaryota; Fungi; Mucoromycota; Mucoromycetes; Mucorales; Cunninghamellaceae. Gene Ontology annotation, molecular function: RNA polymerase II cis-regulatory region sequence-specific DNA binding; DNA-binding transcription factor activity. Gene Ontology annotation, biological process: regulation of transcription by RNA polymerase II. The transcript is spliced from 3 exons.